This is a messenger RNA of Solea solea (common sole), 3860 nucleotides long. RefSeq names its product thyroid hormone receptor interactor 10a (gene trip10a). Gene Ontology annotation, molecular function: protein binding. Gene Ontology annotation, biological process: signal transduction. Lineage: Eukaryota; Metazoa; Chordata; Actinopteri; Pleuronectiformes; Soleidae. The coding region runs from base 362 to 2146 and encodes 594 amino acids. The record is from RefSeq and is a predicted model, not a curated record. The transcript is spliced from 16 exons.
AGGAUUUGGGAGUGACGCGUACACGAGAGUCAGUUUAUCCCUCUGUGCUUCGCUAUGAGAAAAAAAAUACUUGGACUAACUCGAGCAGCCACUGCCAGCGUCCGUUAAUCAGCUAACUAUGACGCGGGUUUACAUUUUCUUUUGAAUGGAGUAGAACCGGAAUGUGUAGUGGUAGUGAGUGAUCUAUCAGGCCGGGGAUUAAACUCGCCUGGGCCGCCUUCCUCCUCCUCGUCCUCCUCCGCCGCCGCCGCCUCCUCCUCCUCGGUGCUGCUGCUGCUGCUCCUGCUGCUGGGACAAACUUUGGAGAAGUUCUUUUGUAUUCGACACAGUCGCACAGCUUGUGUUGGCCGACAAGCAGAACAUGGACUGGGGCACGGAGCUGUGGGACCAGUAUGACAUCAUCGAGAAGCACACACAGUCGGGCCUGGAGCUGGUGGAGAAGUAUGUGAAGUUUGUGAAGGAGAGGACGGAGAUUGAGCAGAACUAUGCCAAACAACUGAGGAACCUUUCGAAGAAGUAUAACCUGAAACGAGGCAGCAAAGACGAACCCGAGUGCAGAUUGUCCAGCUACCAGUCGUUUUUGGACAUCCUGAAUGAGAUGAAUGACUUCGCCGGGCAGCGGGAGCUAAUUGCAGAGAACAUGAUGAUGAACAUUUGCAUCGAUCUCACCAAGUACUUGCAAGAGCUGAAGCAGGAACGGAAGAUGUAUCUGAUGGAGGCCAAAAAGGCCCAGCAGAGUUUGGAAAGCACCUACAAACAACUUGACAGUAGUAAAAAGCGCUUUGAGCGAGAGUGGAGGGAAGCGGAGCGUGCGGCGCAGUACGCAGAGAAGACCGAUCAAGACAUCAAUGCCACGAAAGCCGACGUGGAAAAGGCCAAACAACAGGCCCACAUGAGAGCCCACGUCGCCGAGGAGUGUAAGAACGACUACGCCUCUCAGCUGCAGAAGUUCAACAAGGAGCAGAGCCAGUUCUAUUUUAACGACAUGCCAAUUAUUUUCAAUAAACUGCAGGAUCUGGACGAGCGGCGAGUACGAAAGUUGGCCCAAGGCUACAUCUUGUUCUCUGACAUCGAGAAGCAUGUGAUGCCCAUCAUUGGCAAGUGCCUGGAAGGCAUGACUAAAGCCGGCACUAACGUUAAUGAGAAGAAUGACUCCAUGGUCGUAAUAGAGCAGAACAAGUCGGGCUUUGAGCGUCCGGGAGAUGUGGAGUUUGAGGACUUCAGUCAGGGCAUCAACCGCGCGUCAUCAGACAGUAGCCUGGGGACACCUAAAGGUCCCAUGGACCUUCUGGGGAAGAACAGGAGCAAGAACUUUUGGCUUUUCAGCAAAAAGAGUAAGCUCUCUCCGUCCACGCUCCCACCUUUCUCCACCCCCCCCGCCCCCUCGCCUGCUAACGGACCCCCGUCCCCCAAGUUCGGCCGGGACCCCCUGUCGUACUGUUUGAAGGAGAUCAAUAAGACAGUCAAACCCAGAAUCUCUUCCUUCCGGACGCUCAGGAGAUCGAGGUUUACACCAGAGAGGAUCAUGACCACAGUGACGGAGGACUUCGCACAUCUCCCUCCGGAGCAGCGCAGGAAGAGGCUACAGCAGAAACUGGACGAAAUAUGCAAGGAACUGCAAAAGGAAGUGGAUCAGAGCGAGGCCCUCGGGAAGAUGAAAGACGUCUAUGAGAAGAAUCCUCAGAUGGGAGACCCAGCCAGUCUGGCAUCCCAAAUCAGCCAGACGUCCCAGAACAUCGAGCGACUGCGAGGAGAGCUCAACAAGUACGAGACGUGGCUGUCUGAAGCAGGAGGUCGAGGGGAAACGCUGCGCUAUAAAACUCACACAUUCAACAACAACGGAGCUCAUGACAUACAAAGUCCUGAUGGAGCUCACUCUGAUGAAAGCACGCCCGAUCCGUCUCAAGCCAUCUACGCCGAGUUUGAUGACGACUUUGAAGACGACGAACUGACCGUUCCAAUCGGGAACUGCACCGCCAUGUACAACUUCCCCGGUGCCAGUGAAGGGACCAUCUCCAUGCAGGAAGGGGAGGUGCUGGCUGUGGUGGAGGAGGACAAAGGGGACGGCUGGACGCGCGUCCGCAGGAACAACGGCGACGAAGGCUACAUACCGACCUCUUACGUCACCAUCGCCAUAAACAAAUGACGGACGCACACACAACGCGAGGAACGACAGAGGAAGAGAUUAACAUUUCAUUCAGAUGAAUGCAGUUCUUACCGUGAAGCAACGCUGAGCGCGACAGAGAGAGAAACUGCUGCUGUUACAGGAACGCAAGGAUUUUCAUUUCAUGAGAAAGUUUCCUCCACGUGAGCAGAGAGGUGCUAACGGUCCUAGUUCCUAAUUUCACCGUAAUCCCAUUUUUAGCCACCGAAACCACAAGGUUAUUUUCAUUUCCAUUGCAUGCCACAACAUAUAUAUAUAUAUUUAUAUAUUUCUUUUCCAGUGUUUCUUUGAGCUCAGGUUCCAUCGACGGUACAAGUGCUUUCCUCGUUCCACAGCUUGGCAUGAGGAGGAGGAGGAGGAAGAAGAUGAAGAUGAGUGCUGCUGCUGCCAUCUUUACACUGAGUGUUAAUAACAGUAAUACACGAGUAUAUGGAAGAGGAUCAGGGCCACAUGUGAACCUUUAUUUUGUAAACAAAAUUGAAGUAGGCCAGAGUUCAGAGAAAAAGUCAGAUUUCAAACAAUAAAAAGUCCAAAGUCUGAGGUUAGAGUAAAAAAAGUCAGAUUUCUAAGAUUAAAGUUAGUCCUGAGAAAAAAUCUGAAAAUCUGACUGUUUUUCUUGAAGGGGAAAAACAUAUUGUUAGAAUUCUUUGAGAAAAAAGUCAAAUCUUGUGAAAAAAUUCCUUCAAGAAAAAAAAAUCACAUAAUUCAAAACUUUUGAUUUUAAAAUAACAAUUCUGACUUUUCUGCAAGAAUUGUGUGAUUUUUUUUUUUUUUAUAUAAACAUUUGGCUCUAAUCCUCCUCUGCACAAGUAGGACGUUACCUCACCUUUUCACCUAAUUUCUCUCACAGAUGGAGAAUAAUCUAAUCUGCGGCUCCAGUGUUGCCACUUCUCGCAGCACAUGUUAUUCUGGAGAUCUUUAGUCACUUUCUUUUUUUUAGUUCAGGCGAUUGCGUCACUUUUCAGGUGGCUUCAGCGUCCAAAGGCGUCUUUCUGUGUCCAGAUUAGUUACAAACGCGUCUAAUGUGCAGACAAUCUCUCCAAUAAUCAUCAUCAUUUCACCGUAAACCGUAGCUGUUUUUUUGCCUGACAAAACAAAUGUACUAAAAUAAUUUAUUACAAAUGUGUAAAAUAUUAUUUUCCCGUUGGACAGAAGUCGUACUUUUGUAUUUGAGGAUUUGAGGUUCUCACGUGGAUGAUCUCUCCCCCCCCUUUGCACACUUAGUGGACAGUUUGUGGCCACAAAAGGGAGUAAAUGAGGCACAUGUCGAGUGUGCUGCAUUAAGACUAUUGUAUUUAUGUAAUAAAUAAUAUAUAUUUUAGCUAUCACAACACCACUAUUGUCUUAUUUAGCUUUUUUUAACCGUUCAAAAUAAAGACAGUCACGUCGUGAGAGCAAACUAAAAGACCCUCAUGUUGCUACUAGUGUUUUUGUUUUUAAUCUAAUGUUUUGUUUUUGCUUCACAAUUUUCACACCAAUCCACGUCCAAUUUAUUUUAUUUCAUUUUAUUUUAUGUGUUAUUAUUAUUGAGCCAACAGGAAGCAGUUACUGCUCAUGUGUCUUUGGUGCCUUUCUGGUUAAAAGCAUAAUGUAUAUACUUCAUUUUCUUUUUGCAUAUAACAUAUUUCAUUCUUUCUUUUUUUGUUGUUUAUUUUCCAAGACUAAAUAAAUGCAAAGCACAUUUCAAAGUUAGAAA